Larimichthys crocea (large yellow croaker) is the source of this 1779-nucleotide messenger RNA. It is a transcript of the gene mad2l1bp, whose product is annotated as MAD2L1 binding protein. The record is from RefSeq and is a predicted model, not a curated record. The transcript has 3 exons. Bases 53 to 1267 code for a protein of 404 amino acids. NCBI's taxonomy places the organism in Eukaryota, Metazoa, Chordata, Actinopteri, Sciaenidae. Gene Ontology annotation, cellular component: nucleus. Gene Ontology annotation, biological process: regulation of exit from mitosis.
UUUCGUAUCUUUCCGUGUAACGUGAACGCAGCAUUGUAGAUCCACGUUUCCCAUGAUGCAGUGCGAGGAACACCCGGCGGGGACAUUCAAAACUAUGGCCGAGGUGUCGAACAUAUUUAAACCAACUUUAAACUCACAAGAUGUGGACAACACCUCAACUGCUAACAGCGGAGACAAAGAGAUAAAGAGACGCCUUUCGUUUUCGUCUGAAAAAGAUGUCAGCACACUGGAGGAGGCGAAUACGGCGUGUAAAGUCUCAACGUUACAAAGUGUCCCCGACGACUCAAACUCACGUCGACUCUCGGCGGAAAUCGCCGGUCAGCUCUCGCCACAGGCCGUAAACACACGGCUAAAGGCGAACACUGCGGCUGAACAUCCACCGAAUUCAAAACAUCAUGUUGUAAACAACACUGAAGACAAGGAAAACACCGCUAUGUCCUCUACAACCAUCACCUCAGAGAACACCCAAGAAGAGGGCACUUCUGGUCAGAGUUUGCAAGAUUCCAGUGUGACUACCAGUAAACAACAUGGUAACACAGAGGACGGUGAUGCUGAAGUGGUGAGAAGAGCCCAGGAGGAAGGCCAUGUGACCGUGGUCUUCCCGGGCACUGUAACUCAGGAAGGCUGCUGUCGCUUUGUCAGCGAGAUCCUCAAGUGCAUUCUCUAUCAGAGGCAGCAACUACCCAUGACUUAUGACCAGCUGGUGUACUCCCAGAAGAAACAGCAAGCCUCAAUGCAGGAUAAAGACAUAGUAAGUCGGAGGCCAAUUCAGUCUGCAGACAUGGACUGGCGCAAGUGUCAGCAGACCCUGCAGGAGCUAGAGGAGGUACUGCAGCAACUGGAGGUGCUAUUUUCCCUCAGCAGGGUGCCCCGUGUGCUGCUGCUAAUUGGUGGUUCCCUCAUCCUGCCCAAAGAGCUAUAUGAGAUCAACAUGGAGUCUCUGGUAGUAGCUGGUGGAGAUCAAUGUCUGCGGGUAUCCUCAUGCUUAAGGCAACUCUUCCGCACACUUUUCGUGGCUGACCUUUUGUCUGACACCAGACCUGUUCGUUUAAUGCCCACUACAGUGUUAGCAAUGGCUCACAGGGAUUGCGGAGUAAGUUGGUUCUACCCUAAGUUACAAUUUAAAGUGCCAACCCGUGUAAAGAACCAAAUUAUUGCCCUGUCUACUGAUUGCACCACAUAUAAGGAACCAAGGGCAGAGGGGUCCGACUGGCAGGAUUAUGUGUGGUUUCAGGCGCCCAUGACUAUCAAGGGCUUUGGCAAGUGACCCAAAAGAUUCUGGAGCAAACAGAUAUUGGAGCUCUACCUCUGGAGCCUGUUUACUAAAAAUACAUUUUAAUGGUGGUUCAAGUGAAUUUUGAACUUUUGAAUUGAAGUGUCCAUAUUUUAAUUUAGUUUUUUUUUUUCUAUUUGUGAUUAAAAAUAUUCCUAUUAAAACAAUAGUGGGAUUAUUGACACCAGCAGUAUAGCGUAUUAGUUUUUUUUUUAUAGUCUUGUCAGAGAAUGUAUUCCCAAUGCUCUGUUGUUGGAGAACUUUGUAUAUUAUUGUUUAUAUUUAUGGAGAAUGUUGGUGACAUGUUUUGCAUAAAAUAUCACUAAUUUUAACAAUCUUAAACACAGGACAACACACUUAAUAUUGGUGCAAUAUAUUUUUAAUCUGCAUAACUUAAAAGAUUGAAUGCAUUAUGUCGCUUUCUUGAAUCCAAUCUUUGGAUACAUUGCCAAUGUCGUCUGUGUAUAUACAUGUUUACAUUUAUUAAAAUGAUUUUGAUAUUGCUG